GUAUUUAAAACAAUCAAUUACGCCUUUGACAGUCUGUAGUUCAAUUUUGGUUAAUUUUAACCUACAAAAUAAAUCUUUAGGUGUUGUUUUGAUUAAAAAUAAAGGCAAAAUUGGCUCUGAAUUCAGUAAGCCGAAAGCUACAAAGACGAAAGAACUAUGGAUGAAUCGGAGGAACCCAAUUAUUGCUACCCUGGUACUUUCUACAACCGAAUUUUAGACGAUAACAACACUCACUUCGACGAACGAUCACUUGGCGAACUCAAAAUAUACGGAUAUACAACACUCUCUUUUAUAGUACUUUUUUCUUCACCAUUUUUAAUUAUCCCUCCAUUUUUUAUGAAAAAACUAAAAACAACCAGUCGAAAAAUUAUUGCGAUGAUUAUUCUCUCGGAUGCGAUAACUUCUACUUCGUCUUUCAUUCGGUUCUUGUUCGGCGAUGUUCCCGACAACUAUGCCUUCGACCCAGAGGAGUCGGAGCAAAAUAUGGACGCUAAUUUGUGCUUUGUCGGAGCUUUAAUCAGCAAAAUUGGCUUAUCUUCAUCUCUCAUUUGGACAUCUCUUCUAUUUGUCAACCUACUCAUAGCAAUUGAUGAUAAGUCUAGUAGAGUUCCAUCAUGGUUCAUCGAGCAUAAGUUUCUAACAAUGAAUAUGAUCGGAUGGUCCCUUGGUCUUAUCACAAAUUUGCCUCAAGUUUUAUUUGUGCGAACAUACAAUAUUGCGUACAGUAAGACGUACAUAAGUCCAGCUUGUUGUCGAAUAAACUUUACUUAUGUCGAAAAAGAUGGCGAGUGCAUUAUUGACACUCAUGGGGAAACAGCUUUUGUUAUUUCAAAUUUGAUAACUCUUCUGCUAAUUGCACUAAUUUGGGUACUGCUUUUAGUUGUAAUUUUUAAAGCCAAACGUUCAUUCAUACGAAACAACCGCCACGCAGAAAUUGAAGCCGAAAGCUCAGAUGUUAAAAUGACUGGGUAUUCAAUAGCGCGUGAUUACUCUUUCAAAAUUUACAAAUGGUCGCUACAGUUUUCGAUUCCAAGUUUGGUGUACUCGUUUGCUUUUAUCCCUUCAAUUUUUAUACAGUUCUACGAGCUUUACAAUGGACCAAUUAACAAUAAUGCUGAAUUUGCUUUGAAUGUGUGGCUUAUGCUUGAAGGACUUAUGGUCGCAAUUUGCAACUUGAUUUUCUACGGUUUGUACAGUUCAAGCUUCAGAGCAGAAAUGAAGCGCAUGUUUAAGAAAUUAGUUCAAACCUUGCAAAAGCAUAAAAUGUGUUUGAAGACCGAACAACCACGUGAAGUAGAUGUGAUCGAUUAUGACGAUGACCAUUACUGGGAAUGUCCGUCUUCUAUUGAAUCGAAAGACACGUUUGAUUUCAAUUCCGAGGAAGAAAGUUUCGUGAUUAACCAGGGUUGAAACUUUCAAAAAUCACGGCCUAUCGAUGUUUUUAAAACUUAUUUUUUUCUCAUAAACGCGUUUUGAA
Symsagittifera roscoffensis is the source of this 1477-nucleotide messenger RNA. RefSeq lists its product as uncharacterized. Lineage: Eukaryota; Metazoa; Xenacoelomorpha; Acoela; Convolutidae. Gene Ontology annotation, cellular component: plasma membrane. The coding region runs from base 157 to 1410 and encodes 417 amino acids. The transcript has 2 exons. The record is from RefSeq and is a predicted model, not a curated record. Gene Ontology annotation, molecular function: G protein-coupled receptor activity. Gene Ontology annotation, biological process: adenylate cyclase-activating G protein-coupled receptor signaling pathway.